Messenger RNA from Mesorhabditis belari, 2592 nucleotides. The record is from the annotation of a GenBank genome assembly. NCBI's taxonomy places the organism in Eukaryota, Metazoa, Nematoda, Chromadorea, Rhabditida, Rhabditidae.
AUGCCACUCCGUCGACGUUUUUGCCUAGUUCCUACAUGCAAUUAUUCAACAUAUGAUGGUUCAAACUAUAAAAAACAUUUAUUGAAACAUGGCUUUCAUGCGCCGGCCUCAAAUCGAAAGAAAGCCGAUCCGAACUCCGAUUUUUACUGUGAGAGAUGUAAUGCCCCGUUUGUGAAUCCGGAAUCGUUGAGAGUACACAACAGAACAAAACAUGAAAAGCAAGGGCAACCGAAGCUCUCAAUCACUUGUAACAAAUGUAAUGAGUGUUUCCAUCGACAAGAUAUUUUCUCCGAACAUUAUUUCUUGGAGCACAUGGGAGAAAAUGAAAGUCCGGUUAUCGAGAGAGAUUUCGAAUCGAUUGAUGCUUUUGAGGAAUGGAUCAACGAUUUGCAGAAGACAACGAAAUGUGAAAUGAAAAAACGGACCUCUCAUGUCAAGAAGUAUUUGCACUAUCGCUGUGCACAGGCUGGGAAAAAAGUUGAUCUCAAGUACAAGACGGCAAAGGCAGAUAUGAGACGCGUCGCCUAUUGUACGGCUUUUGUGAAUGCAACUGUGACCGACCGUGAAACAGUGAACGCAAUCAUUUGUGAGCGGCACAAUCAUACAAUUGAUGUGAAGAAACCGAGAAAGAGAGUGAUCGAAAGUGAUGAAGAAGAAGAAUAUGUGGAGGCAACUGGAUCAGAAGAUUCUGAUGGUUCGGAUCAACCAGGACCAAGCUCUUCUAGAAGAUGUAAAAACGCAAAUAGUGAGGCCUCGUUUGUGUGUUCGGAAUGCUCGGAGAAGUUUAUAACAAGGGAUCAAUUGUAUCGACAUCGAAGAUUAAAACAUUCAACAAAUCAUGGUGCAAUCUAUUUAUGCCAAAUCUGCAAGUCAUCAUUAACAACCGAGAAAGCAUUUUGCAAUCACGUCAAUGAAUGCCAUCCAGUCGUGAAAAGUGCCGAAGACAAGUUCUUAUGCCCGGUCGAGCGCUGUUCGUUCAAAGCAAGAGAAAAAGAAGAAGUUGUCACUCAUUUGUGUCAUUCACAUUCAAGGAAAAUUACCCGAAAAAGACUGACAGUCAACAAUGUUCUUUGCGAUAAAUGUCCGGCAGCAUUUCCAACUCUCGAACAUUUCUACAAACACUUCUUCGAGGCUCAUUUCAACAAAACAUAUGGGAACUUUGUGGAGAAAUCUUUCCUUACUCGUGCAGAAUUUCGUUCAUGGGUCGGCGGGUUGAUACCGAACACCUAUUCACAGAUCUACUACGAUUUUGAUGGUGGUGAGAAAUGUGUUUAUCAUCGAUGUAAUGGAAAAGCUGACACGGCUGAUGACGUGACUCGGUCGAGGGCUUGCUCAUCGUUCAUCAAUGCUAUCUACAAUGUUGAUGGGUCGAUGAAAGUCAAAUAUUUCCCGGAUCACAAUCACACUUUCAAGCAGCCACCUUCUUUGCGCAAUGGAAAUAAUGAUCAGACGCUUUUUGCUUCGAAUAAGCCAACGAUAAGCAGAAAUGACUAUGAUGCUUCAAAACCGAGAGGAUGGUGGAACAAGAAAUUCGGGACUCGGGAGUAUUUCUUUUCCAUUCUUGAACUCGAAGAUGAUGAAGUGAAAGAUCCAAUGGAACUUUUGAGUCUACCAAAUUUAUCUUGUAAAGAACUCGAUAAACAUGUCUUUGCUCCUCAUCAACUCCAAAGCGUUCUUCCACUUCUUGAUUUCAACGAGUGUUUGGACGUUUGCUUAAAGUUUUUAGCCAAAUACAAGUUGAUCAGCAACACGCGUCGAUGCAAGAAUUGCUUUCGAUUGAAAACCUUAUUCAGAGACACAGUUGAUUGCUACAGAUGGACUUGUGAAGAAUGUUGGAAAGAUCCACGAAUUGAUAACAAAGGAAUCCGGGAAACGAUGAGAGCACAAACAGUUUUUGAGAACGAAUUCUUGAAUCUUCGAAGCAUGGUGCGACUACUCGGCGCUUGGUGUGAAAAUCCCGGAGAAGAUCGGACAAAACUGGGACAACUUUUCCGAACAACUCCGCAAAUGGUUUUCAAUAUUCAAAAGAAAUUCGCUACAGCCACAAAAAGGUGGUAUAUGCGGCACAAAGAAGAAGAGAAAGAAAGGGAACAAGAACUCCAGAACAAGGUGAAACAAGAAGUAGUCGACCCGGAAGAAUAUUCCGGGGCAAUGGAUGUGACAUCACUUUUGGGUGGACCAUCUUCUGGAAUAAAGCAAGAGAUAAUCGAGGAUUGCUUUGCAAAGAUCAACAACAUCAAGCAAGAAGCCGAAAAAGAGCCAGAACCGGAUCUCUUCCUUACCGUUUUCAAGACGAAUAAAAGCGAACUGAUUGAAAAGUACAAAGUAAUCGGCCCAUUUCCCGAAGUGUUUGUCUAUGAUUUCUUGAUGAGAAAACACUUCGGUGAAGAGAAGUUGAUGAACCGGUUUUUGUAUGAGAUCACUCAAUUGUGGGAUGUCGAUGCUGAGCAGCCCACGAGCCAACGAGCAGCUGAGAUCCCAUUAAUUCAAACUUUUCCAUCAAUCCCGCUAAACUUACAAGCUUCAAGCGGUCACCCACAUCUUGUCAUGCCCAAAGUUGAACCACUCGCAAAAGUUCCAAAGCUUGAACUA